UCGGAAUAAUUCUAUUGCAGAACGGUCUAUUGAGAGCAAGCUUACACUGAGAACACGGGCUGCUAGCAAACAAGAUGGACGCCGAGCAGCAACAACUGCGGAAUCUACGGGAUUUUCUCCUGGUUUAUAACAAAAUGACGGAGCUAUGUUUCAGCCGCUGUGUACGGAACAUGAACUACCGCUUACUGACCAUGGAUGAGGAGAAAUGCCUGGACGGCUGUGCAUCCAAACUCAUUCGAUCCAAUCACCGCUUGAUGAGUGCCUACGUGGGGUUAAUGCCAGGCGUCGUACAGCGCAGAAUGGCAGAGCUUGAGAGUCAGAGUAAAGAAGCAGCAACGAACAUUGCACCCGACACACAGAUCUCAUCCACAUCGGACGCAGACAAUGUGCAGGUCACCAGCACAGUGUGACUGCCAUGUUUCAUCUAUACCUAAAUAACUUGAACCUUCACAGAAAAUAAAUCCAUUCUGUCUCCAGUUGC
This is a messenger RNA of Pelobates fuscus (common spadefoot toad), 481 nucleotides long. It is a transcript of the gene TIMM10B, whose product is annotated as translocase of inner mitochondrial membrane 10B. The transcript is spliced from 3 exons. Lineage: Eukaryota; Metazoa; Chordata; Amphibia; Anura; Pelobatidae. The record is from RefSeq and is a predicted model, not a curated record. The coding region runs from base 75 to 410 and encodes 111 amino acids. Gene Ontology annotation, cellular component: mitochondrial intermembrane space chaperone complex.